Caenorhabditis angaria is the source of this 619-nucleotide messenger RNA. The record is from the annotation of a GenBank genome assembly. Lineage: Eukaryota; Metazoa; Nematoda; Chromadorea; Rhabditida; Rhabditidae.
AUGCAUCUGAAAGUGUUGUUUCUCUGCGUCUCUUUACUCCCAGUUAUCUCUGCGGUCUUUACCCAAGCCGGUAUCCGAGCUCUCGUCGAUGGACACAAUGCAUUCCGUAGUCAAAUCGCCAAAGGACAAUACUACCAAAAAAACGGACGAUUCCCUACAGCUGCCAAUAUGCGAAAAAUGGUUUGGGAUGCGGGAAUUGCAGCUGGUGCUCAACGAUUUGCAAAUACCCGUCCCACUUGGCAUGAUGGAAAUCGUGGACCUGUUGGAGAGAAUUUGUAUUGGAUGUGGGAUAUGGGACCGACUUCGUCCGAUUCACACGCUCCACGAGCUAUCAAAAUGUGGGGAGAUGAAUUCAAAACAAUUGGAAUGGUCGGGAUAAGAACUGGAAGUGGUGUUGGUGCAAAUGGACAUGCUACUCAAAUGGCUUGGGCUAAAUCAUACAGACUUGGGUGUGGUGUUUCGAAUUGGAGAGAUGGGAAAAUAUAUCAAAACUUGUGUUGUUUGUCGGUAUGGACCAGCGGGAAACAACUAUAAUUCUGAUAUGUAUAAAGCGGGAGCACCUGCAAGUCAAUGUCCAGCCGGAACAAGACCUGAACGUCAAUCUGGAUUGUGCGCUUAA